Molecule: messenger RNA, 267 nt
Organism: Arabis nemorensis
Lineage: Eukaryota; Viridiplantae; Streptophyta; Magnoliopsida; Brassicales; Brassicaceae
Source: the annotation of a GenBank genome assembly
AUGUGUACUCACGCGCAAAAUUCGGUGGGUCCGGUGGGUCAGGUGGCUCCGGCGGCACCAAGCGGUUCACGGGCGCCGGACCAGUCAUCCACGAACGUCGAGCUGGAGCUUGAGUUGUCAUCGCAAUGGAGUGGAGCGGGGAGACAAACAUCGGGGACUCACACGCGCACGUCGUCGCCGGAGUUAGGGGAGCUCACCGGAAACUCGACGGAGGGUAAGCUCAUUGGCUUCCUCGGGAAGAGUGCCAGGGAGCGUUUACCUUUUUAA